UUUUUUUUUUGGUUUCGAAAUAAUAAUAAAAAAAAUCUGCAGAAAGAGAGAGAGGGGAAGAAAAGGGAGAGGGAGGAGAGAGAAGGCACCACCCUUUGGCCCUGGAGAGACCAAAGAUGGUCGAAGAGAGAAAACUCUGAGAUCAUCAUCUUCCUGCAAAAACAAGAAAUCGACUUUUCAAAAAAAAUAAAAAAAUUUGGAUUUGUUUUAUAUAAUUGUUAUCGAUUUCUGGGGAUAUUUUGAUUUCUUAAUCCCCCCCCCACCAACAUUCUCUUGCCCUACCCAUUUUUUGGUUUCUUCAUUGUUUUUUUUUUUCCGGAAACAUAACAAUACAUACGCAUUCUAAGGAAUUCCUUUUUACAGUAUUAAGAAACAACGAGCUGUAUAGAUCCCAGAGAUGAACAUUGUGAUAAAAAGGGUUUUGUGAAUUUAAUUUUCAACCCUGAAAAUGUUGAAGGACCCUGAUAUCCGAGAAUUUUCUUCCUUCUGUAAAUUGUAAUAUAUAGAAGAUAAAAGUUUUUUUUUUGUUUGUUGUGGUUGUAUAGAAGAGAAACUUUGUUGCUUUGUUUCUGGGAAAUGGGUUUUUUUUUGGAUUUUGAUUUGUAAUUAGAAAUUUUUUUAGUAUAGUGUUUGUUGUAAAACAAAACCUUAUAAUGGGUUGUGGAUUCCACUACUCUUGCUUCCUCUUCUUGAUCAUUAGCCUUCAAGCUCCUCUCUCAUUGUCUAUCAAUUCCCAAGGAUUCACAUUGUUGAAAUUCCGGGAAAGAGUGGACUCGGAUCCUCACGGAACUCUUGCAAAUUGGAAUGUUUCUGGUAAUGAUCUCUGUUCUUGGUCAGGGGUAACUUGUGUUGACGGUAAAUUGCAGAUUCUGGAUCUUAGCGGAUGUUCUUUAAAAGGAACGUUAGCUCCGGAACUUAGCCAAUUGAGUAACCUAAAAUCUCUAAUACUCUCCAGGAACCAUUUCUACGGUGGAAUUCCAAAGGAGUAUGGGAGUUUCACAAAUCUGGAAGUCUUGGAUUUGAGAGACAAUGACUUGAGCGGACAAAUUCCACCGGAGCUAAGCAAUGACUAUUCACUAAAACACUUGUUGCUUUCUGGUAACAAAUUUUCGGGUGAUAUGAGAAUAAGGGUCCUGAGACUUCAAUCGCUGUUAAACAAGAGUCCAAAGUACUCUCCUUUCGAUGUUCUUGGCUGUGCAAAUAGAAAACUUGGACACUGUGUUUCAAGAAACCGUCUCAUUCGAGUAAAAAAGGUAGAAGCUUUUGUAUUCCGGAUCAAAGCAACCUCAAGACGUGUCUUGAAAGCAUUCCCAAGUUUUUUGGAAGAAACAGAUAUCUUCAAACGACGUGAGUUACUCGAGGAGGCAAGUAAUUUGGCUGCUGAGACUGCUCCUCCCUCUCCUAGUCCUUCUCCAGGGAUUAUCACUGAAGCUUCUCCUCGAAGUAGCGGGUCUUACCCUGCAGUAACUAAUGCAAAGAAGAGAAUCCCUCCUUUACCUUCUCCUGAUGAGGAAACUAAUCCAGAUUCCUCCAAGAAUCAGCCACAAGAUAAUAAACAGUCAAAAGGAUCGAAACAUGUGUGGCUCUAUGUGGUUAUCGCGGUUGCUUCUUUCGUCGGCUUACUUGUUAUAGUCGCGGUUAUAUUCUUUUGCCGGAAUAGAGCUGUGAAGAGCAUAGGUCCUUGGAAAACUGGUCUUAGUGGACAAUUGCAGAAAGCUUUUGUUACCGGGGUACCGAAGCUGAACCGGUCUGAGCUAGAAACAGCGUGUGAGGAUUUCAGCAAUAUCAUCGAGGCGUUUGAUGGUUACACUGUGUAUAAAGGAACUUUGUCUAGUGGUGUUGAGAUCGCUGUGGCUUCAACAGCGAUUUCUGAGUCUAAAGAAUGGACAAGAGCCAUGGAAAUGGCAUACCGUAGAAAGAUUGAUACACUGUCGCGGAUCAACCACAAGAACUUUGUGAAUCUGAUUGGAUACUGUGAAGAAGAUGAUCCUUUUAACAGGAUGAUGGUCUUCGAAUAUGCUCCAAAUGGAACCCUUUUCGAGCAUUUGCAUGAUAAGGAGAUGGAGCACCUUGAUUGGAGCGCAAGGAUGAGAAUAAUAAUGGGAACUGCUUAUUGUCUGCAACAUAUGCACGAGAUGAAUCCACCCAUGGCACAUUCUGACUUCAACUCAUCGGAAAUAUACCUAACAGAUGACUACGCAGCCAAGGUCUCGGAGAUUCCUUUCAACUUAGAGGCGAGAUUGAAUCCGAAAAAACAAGUGAGUGGUGACUUAGAGCAAGCAUCAUUGCUACUACCUCCGGAACCAGAGACUAACGUCCAUAGCUUCGGACUCUUAAUGCUCGAGAUAAUCUCUGGAAAGCUCUCAUUUUCUGACGAAUACGGAUCUAUCGAACAAUGGGCAUCAAAGUAUCUAGAAAACGACGAUUUAGGAGAGAUGAUAGAUCCAUCGUUAAAGACAUUCAAAGACGAAGAGCUUGAAGUGAUCUGUGAUGUGAUACGAGAAUGUCUGAAAACAGAGCAAAGACCUUCAAUGAAAGCUGUAGCAGAGCAACUAAAAGAAGUUAUUAACAUAACUCCUGAAAAGGCUACUCCAAGAUCCUCUCCUCUUUGGUGGGCAGAACUCGAGAUCUUGUCCUCUGAAGCAACUUGACCAAACCAGAGGUUUUGCCCUCAAUCAAACCCGCUAAGCCGAUCAGAGGUGUCUCUCUUAUUCAUUUAAUGCUCUUUCUCUACACGUUGUACCGAUUUUUUUUUUUUUUUUGGUUUGGUUCUUGGAUCAGUUUUCUUAAACGAACUUUUGGUUCUUGAUUCUUCUUCACAUUCAGUUUGUUUUGAUUAGUGUUUGCUUCUCGAUGGAUUUGAUAUAUAUACGACUUCCGAUAUGUGUUUGUA
This is a messenger RNA of Eutrema salsugineum, 2893 nucleotides long. Its product is annotated as protein MALE DISCOVERER 2. The transcript is spliced from 13 exons. Lineage: Eukaryota; Viridiplantae; Streptophyta; Magnoliopsida; Brassicales; Brassicaceae. The record is from RefSeq and is a predicted model, not a curated record. Gene Ontology annotation, biological process: protein phosphorylation. Bases 654 to 2651 code for a protein of 665 amino acids. Gene Ontology annotation, molecular function: protein binding; protein kinase activity; ATP binding.